This is a messenger RNA of Macrobrachium nipponense, 947 nucleotides long. RefSeq names its product fibrillin-2-like. Lineage: Eukaryota; Metazoa; Arthropoda; Malacostraca; Decapoda; Palaemonidae. Bases 1 to 717 code for a protein of 238 amino acids. The record is from RefSeq and is a predicted model, not a curated record. The transcript has 7 exons. Gene Ontology annotation, molecular function: calcium ion binding.
AUGCGUUCAGAAAACAAACCUCCAUCACCUGUUUCCCAUAUUCCCAUCCUUCAGGCCAACCCUUGCAGCGCAGAAGGGCUACAAAAGCUAGGGGAGAGGGUGUGUCGUCGUCAGUCGAAGGUGAUUCCUGCUCCUGCUCCUCCUCCUCCUCCUCUUCGCCUUCUCCGGAGAGCCGAUUCAGCCGAAGCGCCCUCAGAGUCCGAGACCGGAAGAGUCACGCCGCCAUUCUUCUUCUGCUUCCUCUGCUUCUUCGUGGCUCCAGCGAUGGAAACUUCGACAGCCUGUCUGGUCUUCGCGACCCUGCUAGCUUCUGCCUUCGUCUGUCAGUCGCAGCCCGGUCUUCCAAAGGCUUGCAAGCCGUCUGACGAAUGCCUUGCUUAUGGUGGCUAUUGCAUCAGCAACAGCCAGAAAGGGGACUGCGACGGUCUCCUGUUUGAGAAGGAAUGCCAAUCAGCUCUAUGCUCCUGCUGUAUAGAAGCUACACUAAAGCGAGAUGAAUGCCAAGAGAUGCCCAAUAUCUGCCCCAGCGCAACCUCAGUGUGUCAAGAUAAAGAUGUAGGCUACGAGUGCGUUUGCAAUGCAGGCUUCAAGACAGUAGUGUGUGGAGAUAUAGAUGAAUGUCAAAGCAAUCCGUGUGUAGCGCCAACCCCCAUUUGCGUCAACACAGACGGAAGUUACAGCUGCCAAGGACCGAUAGGGGGAAGGGGAGGAUUCUGAAAUUCCAGAGCUGGUCCUCGGCGGCUCAGUGGAGGCUGGUUGGUGAUGCUGCGGUGAAUUGCGAUGCAGCUGGAAAUUAACAAAGUGUCACUAACAUCGGAUGACAGGAACAGAGAUAAAUGCAAACAAAUCUUUAUAUUAUUUCUAUUUCAAAAUAAGUUUUCACUGAUCAGAUUUUUUCCUGGCCUCGUUCAUUCCAUUUGUUAAACGAGUCUAGUGAUAAAAUGGAU